Messenger RNA from Naegleria gruberi, 1164 nucleotides. RefSeq lists its product as uncharacterized. Gene Ontology annotation, cellular component: tRNA (m1A) methyltransferase complex; nucleus. The annotation marks the transcript as partial. The record is from RefSeq and is a predicted model, not a curated record. The transcript has 2 exons. Gene Ontology annotation, biological process: tRNA methylation. Lineage: Eukaryota; Heterolobosea; Eutetramitea; Acrasida; Naegleriidae.
AAAAAAAUGACAUCAACAAGUGAACAAGUCCCACAACAACUUGCUGUUGUUGAAAGUGGAAUCCCAUUAAUUAAAGAAGGAGAUACAAUUCUAGUAAAAUUAAAUAGUGGUUCAAUGAUUUUACAACAACAUAUUAAACCAGAAACAAAUUUAAAAAUCGGAAAGAAACAAACUUUUCCUUUAAAACUUUUAAUAGGACAACCAUAUUAUGCCUUCUAUGAAAUUUUUGAGGAAGCUUCUGCUGUUAUUCCUGGUGAUGAUGAAGCACCACAAGAAGAAAUGCAAGAUGAAGAAGGUGAAACUGUUGAUGCUAAUACAAAGAGAUUAAUUGAUAAUAACAAAUCACAAACUUUAACUCAAGAUGAAAUUUUAGAAUUAAAAAAACAAGGAGUUGAAGGAAAGGAAAUUAUCAGCAAAUUAAUUGAAGGAAGUAAAUCUUUCCAAGUUAGAACUCAAUUUUCCCAACAAAAAUACUUGAAGAGAAAGAAGAAGAAAUAUUUAACUUACUUUAAAGUUAUUGAUCCUUCUGCAUAUGAUAUUUGUGAUUUUUACUUUUCAAAGAAUCCUGAGAAAAUUAGUCAUAUGAGAGUUGAUGGACUUGCUCAAUUAUUAACUUUAGGUUCUAUUUAUCCAAAUAGAAAAGUAAUGGUAAUGGAAACUUGUAUGGGUUUAGUUACUGCUGCUGUUUUUGAAAGAAUGGGAUGUUAUGGUGAAAUUAUUCGUGUAGCUCCAGAUGAUAUGCUUGGUAAACAUGUUCAUGCUGUUACCUAUUUGAAUAUUAACAGAAAUUUAGCUUCUAGUGUUGUUAGAGAUGUUCCAUUUGGAAAACUUGUAUCUGGUGAUAUGUCUGAUGAAAAUGCUACUGAUGAAAAUAUGGUUGAUUGUUUAUUGAUUGCUACUAAUCAAUAUAGUCCAAUCUCAGUUCUUACAAACUUGUAUCCUUAUCUUAGAGAAUCAGGAUCAUUUGCUAUUUAUUCUUCAUACAGAGAACCAUUAGAAGAAUGUCACAACAAAUUAAAGGAUGACAAGUCAGCUGUUUUGGUUCAAUUGACAGAAACAUGGAUGAGAGAAUACCAAGUUCUUCCAAAGAGGACUCACCCAAUGAUGACAACGUCUAGUGCAAGCGGUUUCGUUUUGUCAGGUAUCAAAGUAAAGAUUGAUUAA